Molecule: messenger RNA, 189 nt
Organism: Eimeria necatrix
Lineage: Eukaryota; Apicomplexa; Conoidasida; Eucoccidiorida; Eimeriidae
Exons: 2
Coding region: 1-189 (62 amino acids)
Source: RefSeq, a predicted model, not a curated record
AUGCACUGGUCCGCCACUCUCGGCUUUUUGUGCCGUUUGUACUUUUCUAUUUCCUGCUGCAGCGCCAGGAAACUCACCCCGUCGUCUAUGCUCCGUUUAACAUUCAUUAGGACCCUCAUGUCGUUGGGCAUUGCCUUAUCCUGCAGCCGCAGCAGCAAAGGCGAGUGUUGCACUACAUCAACAUCUUAG